Lactuca virosa is the source of this 270-nucleotide messenger RNA. The record is from the annotation of a GenBank genome assembly. NCBI's taxonomy places the organism in Eukaryota, Viridiplantae, Streptophyta, Magnoliopsida, Asterales, Asteraceae.
AUGUUUCUUGGGGUUAAUUCCAACAAAGUGGUAUCAGAGCAAGGUUCCAGAUUUAAAGGAUUAUGCAGGAAACAGGAAGAAAUAUCAGAGGGGGAGAGGGAGAAAAGACAAGAAAAAUCACUGAAGAAAAGAGAUGAAAAGAUUCUGGGCAAGUUUUUCUGUGAUAUGAUGAUUGAUGAUGAAGAUUUAGUGGAUGAUUGUGUGAAUGUCUCUGAUGAAAAGAUUCUGGAUGAUGAGUUUUAUCCUACAGAUGGUUUUGAGGGUUUCUAA